AUGCAAAGAGCCCUGCGUUUGACGGAGUUGAAUCAAACAAAGACUUUGAAUAGCUGCUGCUCAGUUAAAUCUCGAUUUCUUUGCAACGGCAAUUCACCCACCAGCAGAUUCAGUUCAAGCCUGAAUAACUGCGACAUCAAUCUCUCUCCCAAGUCUUUCGAUUCUUCUUCAUGUUACACCGACUGUGGACCACAAAAAUUUUGCAUUUAUUGUAGUCCUUGUAGUUUUGUUAAUUCAUGUGAUUGUUGUUAUCCGUGUGUUCCGUUGGCUCCCUAUUGCCACUAUCCUCCGUGUAGCUUAUGCAGUCCGUGUGGUUUUUGUAAUCCAUGCAGCUUCCCUGAUCCUUGCAAUUUUUACUAUCCGUGUUGUGUGCCCUGUUACUGCCCGCCGUGUAAUCAUCCCUGCUACCCAGAAUCAUGCAGUCCUUGUGGUUCCGGUGACUUUUGUGAGUCGCCUUCCAUGGACAACUCCAACAAUUUCAAGUGCGAUUUCACAGAUCAACAAACAUACUCAUCCAACGACUUUGUAAUUUGUGACUUUGACAAAGUUGUUUCAGCCCUUCUCGGUAGCAGUCGGUGUCCUGAGAAUCCCAAUUGUUGCAGUUCCUGUCUUCAGAAUCCCAAUUAUUGCAACUCCUGUCCUGAGAAUCCCAAUUAUUGCAGCUCCAACAACUCCCGCUGCCUGCCUCCACGAGUUCUGGCACCUGGUGAAGUCUUUUUGAACCCGACGUACGACAUUGUACUGAAGAACGGAGUACCAUUUCGACAGUACCCCAUGAGCUCAGGAACACGAUGUUGUGAUGAGGAAUUUUGUAGCAACACCAGAGAAUAUUUUUAUCGAUAUCCAAUUGAUCCGAGAUUUUUUUCAAACAGACUCAAGAGAGACGAACUGGACGAGAAGAAAGACAGGGACCUGGAGAAGGAAAAGAAAAAAUUAGACCAAGAAUACGGCGAGAACGAAGAGAAGGGAACUAAAAACAAGAAAGGCAAGAAAGGCAAGAAGAAAUGA
Messenger RNA from Helobdella robusta, 1008 nucleotides. RefSeq lists its product as hypothetical. The transcript is spliced from 6 exons. The record is from RefSeq and is a predicted model, not a curated record. Bases 1 to 1008 code for a protein of 335 amino acids. NCBI's taxonomy places the organism in Eukaryota, Metazoa, Annelida, Clitellata, Rhynchobdellida, Glossiphoniidae.